UUUCCCGGAGUCCUUUGCGGCGGCGGCUGUCUGCUGCUCGCCAUAUUGUGUUGCUUAGGGGGGAAAGGGGGCUGGGGCAGCCGCUGUCGACCCGCCUCAGCCCUGGCUGCAGGAAGAGGUGGCGGUGCCGACGGUGGGGGAGGUGACAACGACGGACAAGAAAACCGAGCUGUGGGAAGAGAGCGGGCGAGCCAGCGAGACGUAGCGAGCAACGGGGCCGCCAUGUCUCAGGCUGUGCAGACGAAUGGAACACAGCCUUUGAGCAAAACAUGGGAGCUCAGCUUGUAUGAACUGCAAAGAACACCACAGGAAGCAAUAACAGAUGGCCUGGAAAUUGUGGUGUCACCCCGAAGCCUCCACAGUGAGCUGAUGUGUCCCAUUUGUUUGGAUAUGUUGAAAAACACCAUGACUACUAAAGAAUGUCUACAUCGGUUUUGCGCAGAUUGUAUCAUCACAGCCCUCAGAAGUGGAAACAAAGAAUGCCCUACUUGUCGUAAAAAGCUUGUUUCUAAGAGGUCACUGAGACCAGACCCAAACUUUGAUGCCCUUAUCAGUAAAAUUUAUCCAAGUCGUGAUGAAUAUGAGGCCCACCAGGAGAGGGUUUUAGCAAGGAUCAGCAAGCACAAUAACCAGCAAGCCCUGAGUCACAGCAUUGAGGAGGGCCUGAAAAUCCAGGCUCUGAACAGGUUACAGAGAGGCAAGAAGCAACAGAUAGAAAAUGGCAGUGGAGCAGAAGACAAUGGUGACAGCUCACAUUGUAGUAAUGCUUCAACUCACAGUAAUCAAGAAGCUGGACCAAGUAACAAAAGGACAAAAACAUCUGAUGAUUCUGGGCUAGAACUGGAUAAUAAUAAUACAACAGUUGCCAUAGACCCAGUAUUGGAUGGUGCAAGUGAAAUAGAACUAGUUUUCAGACCCCAUCCUACACUAAUGGAAAAUGAUGAUAGUGCACAGACAAGGUACAUAAAGACCUCUGGCAAUGCCACAGUUGAUCACUUGUCCAAGUACCUAGCUGUGAGAUUGGCCUUGGAAGAACUCCGAAGCAAAGGAGAGUCAAAUCAGAUGAAUCUUGAAACAGCCAGUGAGAAGCAGUACACAAUUUAUAUUGCUACAGCUAAUGGCCAGUUUACUGUUUUAAAUGGCUCCUUUUCCUUGGAGCUGGUCAGUGAAAAGUACUGGAAAGUGAAUAAACCCAUGGAGCUCUACUAUGCACCAACAAAGGAACACAAAUAAGACUAACAAAGUCUUUGAGUUGGAACUGUAAUUGCUUUUAUAGCUUUGGUUUGCUUUAAAUAAGCAAUGCACCAUCCUCUGCAUCAUGGACAAUUGUUGAGAUGUGGAUUCCUUGAUGAAUAUUCUUAUUAGACAGUAUUUGGUGUGAUAUUUAACUUAUAUUUUUCUCCUCUGGAGGACUGAAUGAUCUGUACAGCCCACCAUUGCUGUCCAAUCUACUUUUUGAUUUGGUAGCUCUUGUUUCAUGUGCAUGAUCUUACGUGCAAUCUUAUUUGGGGCAUGUCUUCAUGCUGAUGGGCCUCACAAUGGCAGACUUGUGCUAGCACCUUGAUAAGUGUUGACAAGGGGCAAUAGAGAUGGUUGUAAGCUAAAGUACUAUUUUGUUACAGCAAUGUUAGAGCAUAUGUGGCCAGAGUAGGUUUGCUAGUAACUGGCUAUUUGUGAUGCUGGGGGGCCAGAGGGGAUAUUCACAGCAGUAAGUGAACUCUUUUACAUUGCCAAUGUAACAAGUUAUUCUGUUUUGUUAAAUUAAAAAGGUUGCUUACUUGUAAUACUGGCUUUGUUCCCAAAUAGGCCCCAGCCCUCUGGAGAAUGCAUACUUUCCCUGCAGCCCUGGUGCACUUCUUUUUCCUCUGCCUUCAUCGUGUUAAGGUAAUUGGGGUUCUCUUGGCUAAGAACCUGAAAUCCACUUCAAAUUGUAGCUAAGAGAACCCUAAUUAACUUUAACCAAGGUUGAUAUUGGUGUCAAUGUACUGCUUAACAACAGUUCAAGAGUGAGAAGCAAUACGCUCUGAGGAGGGAAUAUAAGGCGGGAGUAUAUGUUUUCAAAGCUGGCUCACAAUUUAACUCUGGUGAGUGGAGCUACUGUAACAUAUGUAUUGAUCUAUUAGGGAUAAAAAUAUUAGUAUUGAUACAUCGUAAAUAGUGAUCCUUGCUACUCGCUUGGAGCAGAAACGAAAUGAAACUAGAAACUAAAUGAAGGCCAACCAAUAUUUCUGGGCAAACAUCCCUCUAUACCUGCACACUUUUGAAAUUUGUGGAAUUCUUGAUGUAGAAUCUUCAGUGUGCUGAAAUGAAAGGCACAAAAAGUGCUUGCACCAUACAUUUUGCACAGCAAAUGUUAAAUGAGAAAUUUCUUUAAAAAUACUACCCCUUUGCCAUAUUAACAACACUUGGCACUUAUUGACUUAAAAAUGUUUUUGUUUUUAAAUUUCAUCUGGGUCAGAACUCUGCAUUUAUCAGUUUGUGUUGUGUACUCAGGCACUACAAUGAUUUUGGUCAAUCCGUAGUUUAUCAUCUUUGGCAUAAAGGUCACAUAUUGAGGCUGCCACCAGUUUGUAAGACUGAAGUUCUAGAAAAGGACUUCCUUCCACUGUAAUCAUCCCACUCCCAUUGCAGUAUAUGGGUGUUUGCCUGUUGUAUUGGGAAGGGGAACUGAGUGGAGACAGGAAAGAAUGGUCAAACUUUAAUGUUUCUCAUUAGGGUUAAAAUUCUAAAUUAUGCACUUGAGUGUCUUGCUGUCCCUUAAAACAUUGGCCAUUACAGAGCCUAGGAAGAAGCAGAUGGCUUUCUGCUCUUAACUUCUUUUUAGCCUUGCUGGAAAAGAAAGCUAUUUAUUACUAAAUAUUCCCUUUUUGAAGACCACUCCAAUAUCAGACAUUCCUAAAUUAUGCUAGUGGUUUGUGCCAUGAAACUUACAAUUACUAAAAGUCGGGGGUGGGAAGGGAAGAUGUACUGUUUUGGUUUUCUUCAGUACUUUUGAUGUAAUGUACAAUUUAGAUAGAUUGCUAGUGCAUGUCCACUAAAUAUAAUCAGGUUUCUUUUUAUGUGAAAAAAUGCUUUUGUAUGGGCAAAUAUCAGCUGCAGCAGAACAAAUUUGCAUUGUGAUUUACCCAAAAUAAUGUUCAGCCCACAUAAAGUGUCUGUAAAAUUCUGAAAGCUUAUCUACCUAGGGGAUAUACGGUAUUUCCAGCUUAGUGUGGGAGAAUGUGAAUUUUUACUUCCAUGUUACAUUGAAUUCACUAAGUAUAUUUACUUUAAUACAUAAAGUAGCUGUUUUAAUCAAA
Molecule: messenger RNA, 3299 nt
Organism: Rhineura floridana
Lineage: Eukaryota; Metazoa; Chordata; Lepidosauria; Squamata; Rhineuridae
Gene: RNF2
Product: ring finger protein 2
Exons: 7
Coding region: 223-1233 (336 amino acids)
Cellular component (GO): PcG protein complex; ubiquitin ligase complex
Molecular function (GO): chromatin binding; ubiquitin protein ligase activity
Source: RefSeq, a predicted model, not a curated record